UCGAAACGCUUUGACCUCGCUGUCAGGAUGCCAUGCCACAAUCAGCAGCUGAACAGUGUCAACAGCGGCCAGGAGCACCCGAUGAAGCAGGUUCGGUUUGCGAGCAGCAGCAGCAGUGUGCCUGCGGUGCUGAACAGCUCUGAACCGACUGAUGUCCCCACGCAGCCGGUCAGCCCGGACAGCCUGGGUCCUCAGCUGAAGCUGCUCCCUCUGAACGACCAGAUCCGAGAGUUGCAGACAAUAAUCAGAGACAAAACGACCAGCAGAGGAGAUUUUGUUUUCUGUGCAGACCGACUGAUCAGACUAGUAGUUGAAGAAGGAUUGAACCAGCUUCCCUUCUCAGAGUGCACCGUCACCACUCCCACAGGGUACAAGUAUGAGGGAGUCAAGUUUGAAAGAGGCAACUGUGGAGUCAGCAUCAUGAGGAGUGGUGAAGCCAUGGAGCAGGGCCUCCGGGACUGCUGCCGCUCAAUCCGGAUCGGAAAGAUCCUCAUCCAGAGCGACGAGGAGACCCAGAAAGCGAAGGUCUACUACGCAAAGUUUCCCCCAGAUGUGUACAGAAGAAAAGUGCUGCUCAUGUACCCCAUCCUCAGUACAGGGAACACGGUGAUCGAGGCCGUCAGGGUGCUGAUAGAACACGGAGUCCAACCCAAGCACAUUAUUCUCCUCAGCCUCUUCUCCACACCUCAUGGAGCCAAGUCCAUAAUCCAGGAGUUUCCAGACAUCACCAUCCUGACCACAGAGGUUCACCCAGUGGCGCCAACACAUUUUGGACAGAGAUACUUUGGUACUGACUAAAACAGGACAAAAAGCUUUUGGUUUUUUUUCUGCAGGCUUUGUCUCUGUAUUUCAUGGUGUCCUUGUGAACCGCAGUACUAUUUACUCAAGUUUUUGAACUGACACCUAAUGAUUGACCCCAUUACUUGUAUUUAUUGCUUUUUUUUUUGUUUUGCUUUCUAUGCUCAGACUGUAGAAAGAAAACCACAAAGAUUAAAACAUGGAUCAUUUUAUUUUGCAUUGUAUGAAGAGAUGAAUCAAUAAAGAAUUUAUAUUUGUUUACAGACAGAACAAUA
Messenger RNA from Xiphophorus maculatus (southern platyfish), 1073 nucleotides. It is a transcript of the gene uprt, whose product is annotated as uracil phosphoribosyltransferase homolog. The record is from RefSeq and is a predicted model, not a curated record. The transcript has 7 exons. Bases 28 to 798 code for a protein of 256 amino acids. NCBI's taxonomy places the organism in Eukaryota, Metazoa, Chordata, Actinopteri, Cyprinodontiformes, Poeciliidae.